AUGAGUGAACUCAAUCUAGAAUUGAAAAGACCAAUUGUUAUAUGUGGUCCAUCAGGAUGUGGAAAAAGCACUUGUAUAAGAAUGCUUAUCAAUAGAUAUCCGAAUUCUUUUCGUUAUUGUGUAUCCCAUACCACUCGGCCAAGACGUCCAGAUGAAAUUCAUACAAGAGAUUAUAACUUUGUGUCAAAAGAAGAAUUUGACGAAGCAAUAAACAAAGACGAGUUUAUUGAAUACGUAAUGUUUUCUGGACAUUAUUAUGGAACAAGUAAAGCUGAAUUGAAAAAAGCUGAAUUGGAGAAACGUGUCUGUUUAAUGGAUGUCGAUAUACAAGGUGUUGAAAAGUUACAGAAAACAAAUAUUAAUCCACUUUGUAUUUUUAUACGUCCUAGAAGUUUUGCUAUACUUGAGAAACGAUUAAGAUCUCGUUCUACAGAAAGUGAAGAUAGAAUUCUUCAACGUCUUGCAGUUGCACAUCAGGAAAUGCAGUACGGAAUAUCCGAAGGGAAAUUUGAUGCUGUUAUUGUCAACGAUAAUGCUGAUAAAAUGGUACAAGAGGUUGUUGAUGUGAUACGACAAAAAUUAAGUAGUUGA
Schistosoma curassoni is the source of this 591-nucleotide messenger RNA. The record is from the annotation of a GenBank genome assembly. NCBI's taxonomy places the organism in Eukaryota, Metazoa, Platyhelminthes, Trematoda, Strigeidida, Schistosomatidae.